GAAGAUGAAGAGAGAGCCAAAGCAAUCAAGAGGAAGACCAGAUGGUGGGCCACAUUCUUCUAAAACUCCUGAUAUUUUUUUUGUCGAUACCAAUACAUUCGUCAACUGCGAAAUUGAUGAAACUUUGGAAAUCAAGGAAGAGAUUGUGCUAGAUCCAGAUACUACAGGUAAAAAAUGGGAUGAAAGGUACGGUUCAAAAGUAUGCACCAUGGAUAUAAGCGACGCCGCCGUUUUGGAUAAGAACAAACUGUGGAACAAACCUGAAAAGAAGUACAAAUGCAAUAGGUGUUCUCGAACCUAUCAACAAAAGCGGUCUUUGACUUCUCAUCAAAAAUUCGACUGCGGAGUCAUGCCACAAUUCGCAUGUAAAUUCUGUGCGAAACGUUUUCAUCGGAAAUCUGUCAUGAAACUCCAUAUGAAUACUUUACAUAUGCAUUUAGAACAAUCACCAACCAAAACACAAUUUAUUUGUGAUUUUUGCGGAUAUACAGUGAAUGGGAAAUGUAACUUGGAAGAACACAUUACUUCUUGCCACUCACAGCCAUCGACAAAAAGGUUCCGAGAGAGUAAAUCUAUUGAUGAAAGUUUGGAAAUCAAGAAAGAGAUCAUGGAAGAUGCAGAGACUUCAGGCCAAGAACGGAAUGAAAUAUACGAUUCAAAAGUAUGUGCCGUAGAUACAACACAAUUCCGAUGUAAAUUAUGCGACAAAUGGUAUACACGAAAAUAUAAUUUUAUUCGACAUAUGAAUUGUGUACAUAAGCGUUUACAACUAUUUUCUUGUGAGCGUUGCGAAUAUAGAACAAAUCAUGAGGGUGACUUUUCAAGACACCUUGCAACUUGUCACUUACAGGUAUCGAGAAAAAGAUAUAAUUGCGACAAAUGUUCGCGAAGUUACAAUUGGUUAAGAGAUUUAACUCGACAUCAACGUUUAAAACAUGCAGCAGUUAUACCACUUUUCAUUUGCGACUAUUGUGGAUUCAGAACCAAUCUGAAAAGUAGCUUGGCAACACAUAUUACUAAACGCCAUUACAAGGAAUUCAAUGAUUAUUAAAAAUUACUUUUUUGCCUUAUAUUAAAUACGUGUGUAUUCCUUGAAUUACUUUUGAUGAAAAUCACUAUAUAAUCAUCAAACUUACUUUUUGAAAGCUUCAAAAGAGUCUAUUUAAUCUUUAUCGUAAGGACGUUUUGUUUCUUAAAAAAGGAUAUAGUUAUACGAGGGUAGAGAUUAUGAAACAAUAGUAUCCUAGAUUUAUUUAACUUAAUCAUAAGUUGAUGAGAGUAAAUUGAAAUUGUUUCUCUAACUUUAGUUCCGAGAUACUAGCCAUUUCUGUGUAGACACUGCUUUAUAUUUUCAAAUUCAUUCAAAAGUAAGUAUUAACUACAUGUUGCUUCUAUGAAAAACAUAAUACGAUAUAAAUUCUGUAGACAGUUAAGUAUUUGCGUAACACGUACUGCUCACGGUGUGCCUGAACGAACUUUAAAUGAGGAUGACAAGAGAGGUCUUAUAUUAUUUUUUUGGUUUCGUUCUAGAAUGAUUCAGAAACAAUU
Molecule: messenger RNA, 1548 nt
Organism: Belonocnema kinseyi
Lineage: Eukaryota; Metazoa; Arthropoda; Insecta; Hymenoptera; Cynipidae
Product: zinc finger protein 761-like
Exons: 4
Coding region: 5-1051 (348 amino acids)
Biological process (GO): regulation of transcription by RNA polymerase II
Cellular component (GO): nucleus
Molecular function (GO): DNA-binding transcription factor activity, RNA polymerase II-specific; RNA polymerase II transcription regulatory region sequence-specific DNA binding
Source: RefSeq, a predicted model, not a curated record